Messenger RNA from Cynara cardunculus var. scolymus (artichoke), 2207 nucleotides. RefSeq names its product serine/threonine-protein kinase D6PK-like. Gene Ontology annotation, molecular function: ATP binding; protein serine/threonine kinase activity. Lineage: Eukaryota; Viridiplantae; Streptophyta; Magnoliopsida; Asterales; Asteraceae. Gene Ontology annotation, biological process: protein phosphorylation. The record is from RefSeq and is a predicted model, not a curated record. Gene Ontology annotation, cellular component: plasma membrane; cytoplasm; nucleus. Bases 314 to 2035 code for a protein of 573 amino acids. The transcript has 3 exons.
UUCUCUCUCAUCCAUUCCAUGGCUGCCUACAAACACCCAACUCCAAUUUUUCACAUUAAUCUCUCCUCCACCACAAUUUUGGGAGAGAGAUAGAGAGAGAGAGAGAGAGAGAGAGCUCACUUCGUUUCUUUAUAUCUUUCACUUUAACUAUUGGGAACUCUUGUAUUGUUGAUUGAAGCUUCGGAAAGAACCCUAAAGUUCUGAUCUUUGUGAAAUUUGAGUUGUUCUUGAAUUGGGGAUGUUGCCUGCUGUAACUGAUACCAAUAGUGGUUUUGCUUUGAUUGAUAUAUAGAAAAUUUGGAGUUUUUCUUAAAUGGAUUCGAAAUCUAGUAGCAAAAUAGUCGGUAGUCAGUCGCCUUCGCCUUUAAACAUCUCAAAAACUAGUGAUUUAGAGCCUGCAACCCCUACAAAAUCGACCGAAAAGAGUGAAAUCGAGUCUAAGAAGUCUCAACAGAAUCAAGAUUCCAAAUCUUUAGCUGAAAAGAUCGAGAAGAGCUUAUCUUUUACACCACCCGCCAACAAAAACGACUUAUCUGAAGGUACAUUUGAUCAAGAAAAGAGCUUUAAAGAAAGCUCGGGAUCUGUUAAUCUAAGUGAUGGAGUUAGCAGCGGUUUGAAAACUAGCAGGAAUGCGAAAAUUGGCGAAAGAAUCGAUCUUGUUGAGAGCGGGAAGAGUAGUAUGUGUAGGGGAAGCACAAGCACUGAUGUAAGUGAUGAAAGUAGUUGUAGCAGCUUAAGUAGUAGCAUCAGUAAACCCCAUAAAUCGAACGAUUCAAGAUGGGAAGCGAUCCAAGCCGUUCGAUCAAAGGAUGGUGUUUUGGGUUUGAGCCAUUUCCGGUUGUUGAAGAGGUUGGGUUGCGGUGAUAUCGGGAGUGUGUAUCUCUCCGAGCUUAGUGGUACUAAGUCUUAUUUUGCCAUGAAAGUCAUGGAUAAAGUGUCGCUUGAGAGCCGCAAGAAAUUGUUACGAGCUCAAACCGAAAGGGAGAUUCUGCAAUCUUUGGAUCACCCGUUUCUUCCAACGUUAUACACUCAUUUCGAGACCGAUAAAUUCUCGUGUUUGGUCAUGGAGUUUUGCCCGGGAGGUGAUUUGCACACGCUUCGCCAAAGGCAACCGGGGAAGCGGUUUUGCGAACAAGCUGUAAAGUUUUACGUUGCGGAGAUACUUCUUGCUAUGGAAUACCUGCACAUGCUUGGAAUCAUCUAUCGGGAUCUGAAGCCCGAAAAUGUUCUUGUGAGGGAAGACGGUCACAUAAUGCUCUCCGACUUUGAUCUUUCCCUUCGGUGCUCCGUGAGCCCGACACUCGUGAAAUCAUCUCUAGACAACGAACCCUUUCGAAAGAACUCGGCUUAUUGUGUUCAGCCCGCUUGUAUCGAGCCACCUUCGUGUAUCCAACCCUCGUGUGUUGUCCCUACAUCCUGUUUCUCCCCCAGACUCUUCAUGAGCAAAUCCAAGAAAGAAUCGAAAUCCAAACCGAAGACCAAGCCCGAGAUCCGACACCAAGUAACCCCAUUACCAGAGCUCAUGGCCGAGCCAACCGGGGCCCGUUCGAUGUCGUUUGUCGGGACCCACGAGUAUUUAGCGCCCGAAAUCAUUAAAAACGAAGGGCAUGGUAGUGCGGUAGACUGGUGGACGCUCGGUAUCUUUUUGUACGAGCUGUUGUUCGGUAAAACUCCGUUCAAAGGGUCUGGAAACCGAGCCACCCUGAUGAACGUCGUGGGUCAGCCGCUGCGGUUCCCGGAGUCACCAGUGGUCAGUUUUUCGGCCCGGGAUCUGAUCAGAGGUCUGCUAGUGAAAGAACCACAACACAGAUUGGCUUACAAAAGGGGAGCCACUGAGAUCAAACAACAUCCUUUCUUUGAAGGCGUUAAUUGGGCAUUGAUCCGAUGUGCAAGCCCGCCGGAGAUCCCAAGACCGGUGGAAAUUGACCGGAUUCCGUCACCGUUGGCAAAUUCCGGCGAGAAAAAAGCUGCUGCAAUUGCAGUUGCACCUGAGAAAAAGGGGUCUGAUAAUUAUCUCGAAUUUGAUUUCUUUUGAUGCUACAUUUCUUGAUUCCUUUUUUUUGUUUUUGUUCCCGGAGAUCUGAAUUCCGACCAGUGGGCUGGCGAUUGUUGUCGUAUAGUAUUUGUUUGAUGUGAUGUAUUGAUGUACGUGAAGAACAGUUGCAAAGUCUGUUAUAUUGAAAAAAAAAAGACGAUAUUUUUGUGCU